AUGACAGACCAAAUUGUACGUCAGACAACGCCUUUAACAACAUCUGUAAAUAAAUCGGAACAACAAAGUAAAUUGCACAACGAACAAUCUACUGGCACGCCGAUACCAUGUCAUGAAUCACAUCAUGAACAUCAUCGUGUGUUUGCUCCGCUUAACACGCCGAUGUAUCGUCGUCGACAAACAUUAACAAUUUUCGUCGGGUUUAUUGUGCCAUGGUUUUGUCUCUAUAUAUCAUUGCAAUGUCUUCGUUCAGACAAUCCGUAUAUAUUUUACUGUUUUCUUGUUUAUCUAUCAUGGAUGGUUCUAUUUCGAAAACAUCCACGACAAGGUGGCCUCAAACAACAAUGGCUACGUCGACUUGUCUGGUGGAAAUGGUUUGCCGGUGAGUAG
Molecule: messenger RNA, 390 nt
Organism: Rotaria sp. Silwood1
Lineage: Eukaryota; Metazoa; Rotifera; Eurotatoria; Philodinida; Philodinidae
Source: the annotation of a GenBank genome assembly